UUCAGUCCCAGCCCAUUGCCCAAAAGCCCGGCCACUGUAAGGAAGCACCUUUCCCUCUCAGCUGGGCCGCAGUCUGCGCUAGACUGUCAACUGAGAUCCAGCUCUCAUCAUCAUCCUCAGCUGGGCUGCCUGGCAACUCUCGAUCGCAACGUGCAUGGGAUUAUCACACACAUACACGUGUACAGACACACUUUUUCCCUUUGCUUCAUUUUCAGCUUUUUUUUUAAGGAGACACUGUUUGAAGUGAGAAGCAACGGAGGGUUUUGUGUUUCUGCCGUUUGGGAAGUUUUCUUGCUGUGGUUUUUGCUCCACUAGCGGCUGAUUUGAUGCAUGCGAUGGAUCACACGCUGUUCGGCUGUUUGCGCAGCCCUCACGCCCCUCCGCAGGCCCUGCACCCUGCCUUCGCCCUUCACGGUCGCUCCGAGCACCUCUCCUCGUACUCUGACCUCUCCAGCUCCUCGCCUUCUUCUACCUGCAUUGUGAGCGGUUACCCAGGUGAGGAUGGGGGACUGUUUGGGGGACACGGGCACCAGAGAGGGCCACCCAUGUCCCAGCAGCAUCAUCAUCAUCAUCAUCAUGUACCCCAACCGCAGCAGACCGGAUGGCACAUACCGCAGACGGCCAGCACCUCUCCAGCCAGCACCCGUCUAGGACUGGGCAUCUCGGCCCCUGAUUCAAGAUCUUCAGAUAUGGGCCCCGGGGGCCCCAGCCUCUGCGCAAGCACACCGAGCCUCGGAGGGGUGCCUUCGGGUACCUCCUGUGUUCCUGGAGGGGAUUUCGGACGUCAUACGAUGUCUCCAGCUGAGGCAGAGAAAAGGAAUAGCAAACGAAGAAGUGACAGUUCUGAGUCCCAAGAUGGGAAUUACAAAUCGGAUGUGAACAGCAAGCCAAGGAAGGAGCGGACGGCGUUCACCAAAGAGCAGAUUCGAGAACUGGAGGCAGAAUUCGCCCAUCACAACUAUUUGACCAGACUGAGGCGGUACGAAAUCGCCGUGAACCUGGAUCUCACGGAAAGGCAGGUAAAAGUGUGGUUUCAGAACAGACGGAUGAAGUGGAAGCGAGUUAAAGGAGGCCAACAGGGGGCGGCAGCAAGAGAAAAAGAGCUUGUGAAUGUGAAAAAGGGAACGCUGCUUCCCUCCGAGUUUUCGGGAAUUCCUGGACUCCACCAUACACCGGACUUGCUUAUCAACAAUGAUGACAGCCACGACAGCGACCAGAGCUCUGAGCACGCUCACUUAUGAUACAAACAGAUCCCAUUCGACUUGCUCGAUGCUUAUCUGGGGUCAUGUUUAGUUAGGGAUUGUUAAGUACGGACUGAAUGUACACAAAAACCCUAUACGCCAAUGAGGAGGCACCGUAACACGACGCCUAUCAGGACAGUUCCUGUGAUGCCUCAGAGUAGUGGCAAUGUAAAAAUGUACACAUGACUAAUGUGUUGUGCAUUUGGAUGAUACAGAAUAUUUGUGAUAUUCCUUUUCACAAAAAAGGGUGCCUUUCUUGUUUGACAGAAUUUGUUUACACUUUUGAAAGGUGCUGUAAAUCAGUUAAAAUCCUGCCUGUCAGCAAAGACGAAUGGCAUCCCAUAUUUGUGUUGCUCUUUACAGAGCCUAGGGAAAUCUUUCAAGUCGCAUGGAUAUUUUGUGCAUGCUAUUCCAUAACAUAAUCACUUCCUGCACCAUUAAAGUACCCCUCUACCGCUCUUUACUUGAAAGAGUCCAAUCUCUAGCUAAUCUGGCCCAACAACAUUCCAUUCUGAUCUUGCACUGAAAAGGUGUAAGUUUUAGUUUGCCCUGUCAGUUUCUGUGACUUAAUUGAUUUCUACUGUAUGUUUUUGUACAAUGUUGAUGUCAUCAGAAUAAUGAUCAAUCAAGCGUGCCUUCAAAAACAUUUCAGAUGUAAAUAUAUGUAUUCAUAUUUUUAAAAAUCUGACAGCUGUAUCAUUUGCACACAAUACACAAUAAAUUUUCAUAUGUUGCUUGGUAUGAUA
Molecule: messenger RNA, 1987 nt
Organism: Carassius gibelio (silver crucian carp)
Lineage: Eukaryota; Metazoa; Chordata; Actinopteri; Cypriniformes; Cyprinidae
Gene: meox2a
Product: mesenchyme homeobox 2a
Exons: 3
Coding region: 327-1241 (304 amino acids)
Biological process (GO): positive regulation of transcription by RNA polymerase II
Cellular component (GO): nucleus
Molecular function (GO): RNA polymerase II cis-regulatory region sequence-specific DNA binding; DNA-binding transcription factor activity, RNA polymerase II-specific
Source: RefSeq, a predicted model, not a curated record